Messenger RNA from Bacillus rossius redtenbacheri, 8470 nucleotides. RefSeq names its product probable peptidoglycan muropeptide transporter SLC46. Lineage: Eukaryota; Metazoa; Arthropoda; Insecta; Phasmatodea; Bacillidae. Gene Ontology annotation, molecular function: transmembrane transporter activity. The coding region runs from base 1200 to 2738 and encodes 512 amino acids. The record is from RefSeq and is a predicted model, not a curated record. Gene Ontology annotation, cellular component: membrane. The transcript has 11 exons. Gene Ontology annotation, biological process: transmembrane transport.
UGUCCACGUCCUUCAAACAGUCCAAGUAAAACAUUUCAAGGCUCGUUGAUUUCAAGUAAGUAAUUAAGUCGUAGAUUAUAGAUUUUGUGUUAGCUUGCCUAAAGAAUCAAUUCCACAUAUUUUAGUUUUUCCUCAUACCUUUGUAUUUAAUAACUUGGUUUUGAUUUAUGUCAAAGAAACUAAACAAUUUAUGAAGCUGUCGCCAUUGGUAUUUAAAUCGGUAAGUAAUAUUAGUUAAGCCUGAAUUACAAUAGCUAAUCGCGUCUGUCCGUCCGUCCGUCCAUCCAUCCAUCCAUCCAUCCAUCCGUCCGUCCGUUCGUUCGUUCGUUCGUCAGCCGCCGACUGAUUUUCAACACUCCGCUCGUGUGUGGUAGUAAUUUUCCAUUUCAAUGCUGACAACUGUUGAGAAAACUUAAAUUUUAGGGAAAAUUCUCUUAUGUAAUUAUAGUUUUAAAAAUCAUACAAAGUUAUUAGUUAACCAAUUAUGUAAACUAAGUACUUAUAAUAACUCAUUAAAUUCAAUUUUUUUUUCCCAUUCUGGUACCUAUUUAUUUUCACAGUUCCAGUGUUACCAUUACCUCGUUUAGGGUAAAAUUUCAAUCCGGAUUGAACCUGGAUUGGAUUGAGUAAUCUAGAUUGAAAUUUUAUUUAAAACACUUUGUUGUAGACUGAAGUUGGAGUGAAGUGAGAUAAUCCACUCCAUUUGUUGAGGUGGACUGGACUGAAGAAUCCGGAUUGAGAUUUUACUUUAAACACGGACUGGAGUGAAAAGAAAACACGCACGAGCAAGCUGCCGCCAUAUUGCAUUGUUUGUUAUUGUUCUCGUUGCAUUUCAGGCAUAAUUUGUGAAAAUCGCAAAAAAAAAAAAAAAAGAGCAGAGGAAUGUGUGGACAGAGAUGGAAGUAGAGUUAUUGUUGGACAUAAUGAUUGAAAAACAUAUUUUAAGACUGAUGGACGGAAAAAAAGUAUAGGAAAGGUGAUAUUUGAGUUGGUGAAGGCAGAAAUGGACAGUGCGGGGUUCAAAAGAACAACAGAACAUAAUAAUUAAAUGGAAAGGACAACAUUUUCAGUCCAUGUUGACUCCAACUUCGAUCUAGUUACAUUUCAAUCUGGAUUGUGAUAUAUACCAUAAACGCAUUUCGUCAGUUUAUGUUCUUUACACAUUCACUCCGAGUUCACUACACUUCAGGUUCAAUCUUAUGGUAUUAGAAAUACUGCGCUCCACUGGUUUACAUCUUAUUUGUCAAAUAGGUUCUUCAUCUGUUUUAUCGUCUUUGCAGACAAUCUCCGUACUGUACUGGGACCAGCAACAGCAGCUGAAAGGAAAGGGUGGACUAUUUUUUUCGUUUAAGAAUCUCACCAUGACUGACGAGUUGCAACACUCUUCAAAAUUUAGAGUGACUGUUGAACCAUUGAUUUUUCUUCUGUUUUUUGGACGGACACUCUCUGCCCCAGUAUUCACUAAUCUUUUUCUGAAGCAAACAUGUUUAGUUACCUUACAAAUGAAUCGUUCUACCUGUGAUUUACUGACUACAGGAAAUAAAACCUUGGAAGAUCUUGUUCAACCUAGCGUCACUGUUAUACAGAUGUUGGUGUCUGUCAUUGAAGCUCUUUCUCCUGCUGUUAUAUCAAUGUUUUUGGGUCCUUGGAGUGAUACCAAUGGACGGAAAUUAUUGUUGAUAGCUCCAGUACUAGGUUUUAUCUUCAAGUACUUAAUGUUCAUAGGAUUUACAUUCAUACCAAAUUUGCAUCCAGCUUAUUUCCUACUAUGCUGUAUUCCUGUGGCUGUCAGUGGGGGAUUUAUUUGUUUAAUAUCAGCUUGCUAUUCAUACAUCACAGACAUCACUUUGCCAGAUGAGCGAGCUCAGAGGUUGGGCUGCUUGGAGAUAGCAAUGUUUUUGGGACUACUAGGUGGAAAUUUGUCUACUGCCCACUUAUAUUCAAGUGCUGGAAGUUUGGGUUACGUGGCAGUUUUUGCUACUUCUGGAAUAAUUUACUGUGUUUCUUUUGUUUAUGCACUUUAUCUACCAGAAUCUCUCCAACGUGUUGAGACAGCUAAACGUGGUAUCCAUUGGAGUCUAAUUAAAGAGCUGUUCAAUGCCUCAUUUUUGAAGCAACCUGGAAGUGGUCGUAUCAUUGUUUUUCUUAUAAUUAUUGUCCUCUCAGCUUACAUCAUUAUUAUUGAAGGUGACUUUUCUGUGCUGUUCCUGUAUACUAAAGUAAAAUAUAACUGGACCAUUUAUGAGUAUUCUAUGUUUAGCAGUUAUGGAUUAUUGUUAUCAACUGUUGGAAUGUUAGUGGGAUUAUGGUUACUGAGCAGACUUCUACAGAUCCCCUCUGCCUUGCUGGCGAUGUUGGGAUUCCUCAGUAAAAUGAUGUCUUCUCUCAUUUUUGCUUUUGCACCAUCUCCAUGGUACCUGUAUCUAGCAAUUGGAGUGGGUGUUAUUGGUGGCAUAUCAGGACCACUAUGCCGUGCUAUUCUCUCUACCACUGUACCAUCUAAUGAAAUAGGUAAAGUUUUCUCCAUAAUAUCAUCUCUGGAAUCUCUGACCCCUCUUGUUGCAUCUCCAUUGUACACAUUAGUUUACAAUAAAACAUUGCAUACCUUUCCUGGCGCAUGUUUUAUCUUGUCUGCAGGCUUGUUUUUCAUCGACAGUUUGAUUUUGGGUGUUGUGUAUACAAUUCAGCGAUUUUUCAGUGCAGAACCUCAAUACACUGCCUUGAUAGAGGUAGAGUAAAUGAUUUGCCAUUUCUACUUAAAACAGAGCUUGUUCAAAAGAAACCCAGACAUAAGUUUUCAUGCUAAGGUACAUAUGGAUGCUAUAUCCCUUACUCAUUUAAGUAACUGUCUCUUAAGUGAGCUCGAUAAUGCAUGGCAUUUUCCGAAAAUUUUGCUAUCUAAAGGUGCUAAAAUGCUUUCACAGCUGCUUUGUGAGGUCAAAGGUGAAGCUGUGUAGUGCAUUAUUAAACAAACUAAAUCUUUGAGACUGAUUGGGGCUGUGUUUCAGACUGGUAUUAUUGCUUUUAAAAAAUACUUUUUAACUGAUUGAUUUUAUUAAUGCUUUUAAAAAUACUUAUUCACUUAUCGAUUUUAAAUUUUUGUUAGUUUUAAAAUUUACUCACUUUUUAAAAAAAAUUGAUUUAACUUUCAAUUUUGCAAUCAUUAAGUUUUGCAUUGGAACUAAUGUUAGUUUUGCAGUUGCCAGGUACCUAUCCGGUGGCCUCAUUAAACAUCUAAUAAUGUUGAUAAUAUCAAGGUAAGCUUUAUCGCUUUAAGAAUAAGACUAGCCAGUUGCACAAUGCACUACAUACUGGUUGGUGGGAUGGCCUCGGAUGUUGCAUGAUCCUGGUGAUGUUGCAUGAUCCUGCACAAAAUGUGUAACGUAUCAACACUGGUGAGAGGGUGAGGAAAUGAGUAGAGAACCUAUUUUGUUCUUUUUACAUAACACACCCAAGCUAUCUACAAAAUUAAAUACACCAAUCCCUCACUUAACAUGACUAAUGUGUUCCUAAAAAUGUUUGUGUUAUUCAAACUCGUGUAUUAUGAAGCAGUAGUCUCCAUAAAUAGCAAGGCUAAUAUAAUUUACUUAAUGUGUUCCAAAAUGUGUAGGGAAAGAUUCUUUACAUAAUAUAAAUACAUAGAAUAACACUCAGCGAUAAAUAUGUCACACCAUUUAUCUUUAUAAGCCUACCAUCAGAUACGUUGUAUGACAUACGACACUGGAGAUGGGUGAUUAUGUACUUAUCGUCAGUUGGCUGGUUGGCUUGCCUGCUCAGGCAUGACCUUCAAUUCAUGUUGUGUACCUUUCCACAAACUUUCCAAACCAUCCUUUACUGGCAGUGAAACGAAUAUUACUGUCCGAAUAUUUACAUUUUAAUUUUUCAAAAAUUAAAGUGCUUGUUCGCGUAUCACCACUUGGUUCACACCAAUCCUGUCAGGCCCAUGAUUAUUUUUUCAUUGUACCAUUUAACAACCUUUUCCAUGUAAAUCGUCUGUUCAUUUCCGUUGCGGGAUCUAAUGUCAAAUAUAUUCCCGCUAGUACAACCAACAGCAUCAGACUUUUGUGCACAGUUGACUUACUUAAAACUAAAGUGCGACCAACAUAAGUGUGGCCUUCAUAACAUUCUGCUUGCCUUAAUGCUUCUAGUUUUGACUCAAAUACUUGAACACGAUGCAUUAUGCUCUCACUUGGAAGCCAUGAUUCCACUAUGAUUCCAACUGCAGGUGCUUGCGCACGCAAGUUACCGGCAGACGAAUGGGCAGACGUUGCUUUGUUUUGUGCAUGCUGGACUGAAGUUCUUCACAGCCUGGUCUGUGGCCGGGCGACAGCGGUACAGCCCGGCGGCAUAUGCACGGACAUAAAAACAUUUGGUCCUGUACACUCCAAGCCGCAACUGAACUUACCAUAGCUGAUUUUUGUACACAGACAAUAGCUUAGUCAGACCUGUGCACGCAUCUCUUUCCCCUUGUAUGACUAAUGUAUGCCAUUGUACAUCUGUUGUUUACUAAGUUGAAGCAGACUUCGUGGCGUCAUGCCUGACUUUUUUUUUGCCUGUGGUGAUUUUGUGCUAACUGAAAUGUACAGAUGUGCUAUUCAAGAUCGGGACAGUAAAAUUAACAUUGUGCUAAAUGGAUUUGCGCAUUUUUAAGAUGUACUAAGUGAGGGAUUGGUAUAAAUGCUUUAUUGUAACACAUUUGCUAUUGCUCUAUGCCAUUAGUUUGAUUCUGCAGUUUCCAUCAUUGUUUGUAAUUUCAGUGGUACUUUAGUCGUGGUUAUUGCUACAGAAUUUUUCUUAAAGUUUCCCUUGUGCCACAGAAAUUGAUUGCUUCCUUCUCAAUUCGUGCGUGCUUCUACUCAAUAUUCCACAAUCAAAUAAAUGCAAUUUAAACUUCUUAAUUGUAGUUUACUUUGUAUAUCUAAUUUUUUUUUUUUGGCUGGAGGUUGUUGAUAGUGUUAAUGUUUUUGGCCACAGUGCCUUCUUACUUUGGUUUAUACUAUUAAUUUUAAUGAUUUAAAGGAGCUAUCAACAUUAAUGAAAUUUUUACGAUUAUUAUUAAUAUAUCAAACACUCCACUAGAGUGAAAGGAAAAGUAUUUAGAGUCCUUCCUAGAAACACGGGACCAUAUCUAGCUUAGUAGCACUUUUACACCAUUUUGCCAGCAUAAUGCGUUAUCAUGGCACUGUGUUAAUUGUUUUAUUUCUAAAUAACUGUGCUGCAUGUUUCAGUUUUUAUUUUUUAGUAUAAAUUUUUUGAAACAUAAGGACUAAUAACAGUGAAAUCGAACAUGAACAAUACAUAUUAGUGUCAGAAGCAGACAAAGACAAACAUGAAGUAAUCGUGAACCUGCGCUACCAACAAUAAGACAAAACAACUCAAACUGGCAUGAACAUGAAGAAUGUGUUGUAUUGCAUAAAUCUGAAGAAAAAUUGUGUUGUCACCUGAGUGAACUUUAUUCCAACUUUACCAUGUAGCAUUUUAAUUUAUAAACUUUCACCACAGCCAGCGUGUAAUGAUGUUUUGUGCUAAGACAGAUUUUGAGAAGCAAUAGCUGGCAAACAUUACAAUUAGAGUAUCUGCUACUAUUUGUUGCAUUUAAACAAUUUGUGUAUUGGGUAAACUGGUACCAUGACAAAUGCAAUAUCCUGAUGUAUUUUUUACACACUUAUACAGUAAAUUUUUGUAGCUUCAGGACUACUGGUAAUUUCCCCAAGAUGAUCAGUAUUAUACAAGUUGUAGAAGGACUGGUGAACUACCACUACAACUCGGGUUCGGUAACUGUAGAUACUCCAGGUAGCUGUAAAGUUGUAUAUAAUGUAACUACCUCACCAAGUCUGUCUAUAUGUAGCAGCACAAUUCAGAAGACAUCUUCCCGCACUACAAUUCGGAUUCAACCAUUGUGGUAGGAAGACAAGGUCAUGUCGACUACCUUAGUAUGAUGCUAGAAAAAUCAGACAUCCUGAAUUACCGUUAUUUAUAGGCAAAUAUGUGUACUCGCGAUUGUCGCGACUCCUCUAGUCCCCAGCGCAGGAUCCAAAAGGAAUUUGGAUCACCCCACACACUGGAGACGUCUAUCACGAUGUAAUGUCUGCCAUUCUUGUCUGGAAAGUUAUAUUCCAACUAAUUGGCUGAUCAAAGGGUAAUACAGUUAGGAGGAAAAAUAUGUAUGAUAUUUCUGACACCAGAUAAACUGUGGAAAAGUGAAAUUAAUUGAAGAACAUGUCUUAGGUGUAAGCAUAGCUUAAAAGGGAAAGCUAAUACCUUCACGUAUUCAACCUACUUACAUACAUGUGUUUUGGGUUUCUGUGUUUGUCAAAAAUAAGGCUACUACUGUAACUUUUAUUUUAAACUAUUUUUAAGAAUUUAGCAUAAUUAUUAGUCCAUAGUUAACACUUGGGUAUGUUUUGCAAUGGCAUUUAAUGGAAACAAGCAUCUUGAAGGACACUCAAGAAAUUUACUUCAGAUGAUGAUUUUGAAUGUAAUGACUGACUGCAGUUCAGAUGUUCUGCCAACCAACGAGUGUGUUUGAGAGUCAGACCAAUCUGAAAAUGAUUGUGUGCUUCCAAUGCCUCAUGCUACAGUUGGAAUAGCUGUUAGCAACUGGAGUUCAAAAAUCAGCUGUAUUUGCACAGUAUUAUUACACCAAAACAUCAGGGUAUUAAUAGUCAAGUAGAGCACUAAAUCAGAGGUGUACUUGAUUUUUUCCAGUUAUUUUUUCUGAUACUAUUCUUCAAGAAAUUGUUGGUAAGACAAACAAAAACUGUAUUGAUAUAAAUAUAAGGCAAAAUUUUUUGCUAGUUUUAGAAACUUUAAACCCAGAGAUAUGAUCAUUUCCUCAAAAAAAAAAUUGAAUAUUGAUGGUUGUUAACAUUUAAUCACAACCAAUUCAACCAUAAGUACAGAAGACUAUGCUGUAUGCAGCAGAGAAAGAAAGAAUCUGUUUAGUUUUAAAACAGUUUCAUUACUCUGGACUAAAAUGAGUAUUCUAUUUAAAUAUGUUUUAAGUGUGCUGGACACAAAAGUGCGCAAAGUGCACCGUAAGUCACAUGUGAAACUGACUCCAAGCAUGAUUUGUGUGAACUGUAGAAUAAAUAUAGAUAGUUACAGAGCAAAUUUAUGCUACUGCAUAACGUGCGAGUACUGUAUAUACAUCUUUGUGUAGGAAAAACAUAUGUAGUUAUACUGGUGGUGCUGAAUUGCGAAAUAAGGUAUUUCCAAAGUUUGUACAACUUUUUUAAUUGAUGUUGAGUGUUUGUGGAUAUUUUUAUGAUGAUGAAAUGAGAAUAUCAGUUUUAAAUUAUGAAUAAGUAUAAAGCAGUUUUAGUCUACAUAUUGAUUGUGCUGCUAUAUUCAUGUGUAUGUGAAAGAAGUCAAUUCUUCUCAGUUUUUUUCAUAUAAUAGGAUAUAUAGUAUAGAUUAUAUGUUAGGUAUACAUCCAUGAUGUCGAUUCUUCAAGCAAUGUGUUACCUGUGUAGUCAUAGCGUAUGUUAGCCACAAAAGAUAGCUACUGCUUAGUUACAUCCUUGUUAUAACCUUGUAUUCACUCUACUGUGCCACCAUUGACUUCACAUGCUGCAACUUCACGUACUUCACAUUGUGAGAAUCAUGUGUGCCUCAAAGCUUGGAUUUCCUGUGAUGUUAUUAUUGCUACAUUACCUAACUUUUGAGACUUGCUUGUUUUUAUUGUUGCCAGCUCCUCUUUAGUAAAUUAUUGAAGAAAAUUAGUUUAGAUAUAAUUUUGUCUAAAAACAUUGACAUUUAAUGAGUUUAUUUUGCUUGAAAUAUACAUCUAAUUGCCUAUUAAAAAAAUGUACUUUUUAACUAUAGUCAGAUAUGAUUUUUGUGUUGUAGCAGUUUUUUUAUUAUUACCUAUGUCUGACGGUAUGCAGAAUAUUUUUUAUACAUACAAUUUAACACUACCCAUGCUUAAUAAUAGACUUAAAAUACCACUUAAAUAUUUUUAGUAACAGAAACAUUUACAGAAUACCAGUAUUCAUAAAUUAAUUUCUACUGAAAUUAUCUUUUUUAAUUGCAUGGGUUUUAUUUUGAUUAUUAGUUUAAAAUUGUGGAAAUUGCUCUAUGAUAAAACUAGGAAAAGCUUUAUCAGUUUUAAUGUAAAGGGCUGGUGUAUAAAACAUAUUAAACUAAUUACUAUUUGAUACUAAUUGGGAACUAACUAUUAUUUUGCAUGUAUGGUGGAUGGCUAUGCUUGUUUAAUUUUUUAUUUCAUGGGUAAUUGAUGAAAUUGGGUGUAUUUCUAUUAAACAAGCAUUAUAAUGUUUUAUUUAAAAAUAAUUAACAUUCCAAUAAUAUCAAUUUGUUAUAAAAAGGGUAUUGCCUGCCAGAAGGUAGUUCACAUUUAGCUAUUAAAAGUAAUUCAUAUAAUUAGUAACUUUUUUUUAUGUAUUAGUAAACUGAUGUACGAAAAGUACCAAUAAAUGUUUAUCUCUGAUUUUGUUUUGUGAUUACA